Lathyrus oleraceus (garden pea) is the source of this 462-nucleotide messenger RNA. RefSeq lists its product as uncharacterized. The coding region runs from base 1 to 462 and encodes 153 amino acids. The transcript has a single exon. The record is from RefSeq and is a predicted model, not a curated record. Lineage: Eukaryota; Viridiplantae; Streptophyta; Magnoliopsida; Fabales; Fabaceae. Gene Ontology annotation, molecular function: nucleic acid binding.
AUGGAUCCAAUCAAGUACAUCUUUGGGAAGCUUGCCUCAAUCGAAAGAAUUUCUCGUUGCCAGAUGCUGUUAUCAAAAUAUGACAUUGAAUACCAUACUCAGAAAGCAAUCAAAGGUAGUAUCAUAACUGAUCAUUUGGCUAACCAACCAAUUUAUGAUUACCAAUCUAUCAAGUUCGACUUCCAAGAAGAAGAUGUUAGGUACUUAAAAGCCAAGGAUUGUGAUGAACCAUUGCUAGAUGAAGGGCCAGAGCCAGAAUCCUGUUGGGGAUUGAGAUUUGAUGGAGCUAUCAAUGCUUACGGUAAUGGAAUUGGGGCAAUCAUUGUUACUCCUAAAGGCUCCCAUAUUCCUUUCACCUCAAGGUUGACAUAUAAUUGUACGAACAACAUGGCCGGAUAUGAAGCUUGCACCAUGGGUCUGGAAGAAGUCAUUGACUUGAGAAUCAAAAUCCUGGACAUAUAA